AUGGAGACGAUUGAAAGGAACGAAACUACGUCAUCCAGCAAGCUGGCAAAGGAUAUUAGUACAAGUCACAACUCAAAACAACCUGACGCUGUCGAUGAAGAUGAGACAUAUUCAAGGAUCACGCUUGGUACUGAACCCACAGCAUCUGAAAGUGAACAACGAGUUAUUGGUGUAAAUUGGAACUUCGUUGAAGAUCAACUUGUUUUUGACUUAAGUGGCAUAGCUGAAUUGCCCAAAACCUCUGAACCCACCAAGCGAAAUAUCAUUCGACUCCCCGCUAAGUUUUACGACCCGUUGGGAUAUAUGUCACCAAUAACUGUCCAAUUUAAACAAAUUUUCCAAGAGUUAUGCGAAGGUAAAGUUGGUUGGGAUGAUGAGAUCUCACAUUCGAUAAGAGUAAAAUGGGAGAAACUAGUAGCAGAACUACUGAAGAUGAAACGCAUUCUCCUUCCCCGUUGCUAUUUCUAUAACAUAAGCGAGAGAGUAAUUUCUUCCACCAUCUAUGGCUUCUGUGAUGCGUCAAAGAUGGCAUAUGCAUGACCUAUUUGGUAAUUAGAACUGCCAGCAGUACUUACGUAAGAUUUUUAGCAUCUAAGACAAGAGUGGUCCCCAUUGACAAACAAACUAUUCCUCGAUUCGAACUGUUAUCCUGUCUCAUCCUUGCAAAAUUACCUAAAGACGUGGAGGAAGUCUUACGUCUGGAGUUACAAUUGCAAGAUUCAGUUUGCUGGACUGAUUCGAAAGUAGCGUUGUUUUGGAUCAAGAAUGAAGAUCGGGAGUGGAAACAGUUCGUGCAGAACCGAGCAAUGGAAAUCCGCAAUCUGAUAAGCCCGAAUUCUUGGCGACACACUGUCCAGGCGGAGAUAACCCAGCUGACAUACCUUCAAGAGGAAUAAAACCCUGCAGAGCUAGCGGACGGUAUACUAUGGCACAGUGGUCCAGAUUGGCCAGGUUAAACUAAUACUGAAGAACUUGAAGACGGUGACGAGCAAUGCGUACCACCAGAACUAGAGUGUUUAGCGGAAAUGAAAAUAACGAAACCGCGAAGUUUAUCAAACCCUACACUGAGUAAUUCUUCGCAUGGCCUCAACGAAAUUAUAAGGCGCGAGUGAUUUGGAACCCUAGAACGACUUCUUCGGGUGACAGCGUAUGUUCUACGAUUUUUGAAAGCAGUGCAACACAAGAAGGACGGUAGAAUUGAAGGUGGUAGUUUAAGUACGAACGAAAUUGAUGAAGCUCACACUGUGUGGAUGAAGGAAAUGCAACCUGAGAUAGGGGAAUUUAAACACUGGAAGAUUCAGUUUGACCUUUAUCUUGACGAAAAAAAUGUAUGGAGAUGCAAGGGAAGAUUGGGAAGGGCAAACUUGCCAUUAAUGACGAAGUAUCCUAUCAUAUUGGACAAGAAUCAUUAUCUCACAACCCUAAUCAUUCGGGAGUGCCACAAGAAAGUGAUGCAUAAUGGCGUAAAGGAGACCCUGACUGAAUUGCGAUCCUAGUGUUGGCAUGUUCGAGGAAGACAGUUUAUUCGGACACAACUGGGCAAGUGUGCUACUUGCCGCAGGUUUGAAGGAAAACUUUACCAAGCUCCACCCGCACCUCCGCUGCCAGAGUUCCGAGUAAACGAGGCACCUCCCUUUACUGCGACGGGCAUAGAUUUUCUCGGUCCGUUAUACGUGAAGACGAGAGAGGAAAAUCCGAAAGUCUGGAUCUGUUUAUAUACAUGUUGCGUAGUCAGAGCACUACAUUUGGAUGUCGUGCCAAAUUUGACGUCAGAAGGAUUCAUGAGGAGUUUCAAAAAAUUUACUGCCCAAAGAGGAACACCAUCAACUAUUAUAACGGACAACGGUGGGACAUUUAAACCCGCGGCGAAAGAAAUUACUACCAUUUUAACUCAUCCUGACGUAAAAAAAUUCUUUCCUGGAAAGCGCAUAACAUGGCAUUUCAACUUGGAAAAGGCCCCUUGGUGGGGAGGCUUCUUUGACAGGCUGGUGAAAACGACGAAGAGAUGCUUAAUUAAAGAAAACCUUGGGAACGGCUAAACUCACAAAGGAAGAGCUUCUCACAGCAACAGUUGAAGUAGAAAUAAUCCUCAAUUCUCGCCCUCUUUCGUAUAUAAUUUCCACAGAGGACUUCGAAGAACCGCUCACGCCUUCACAUCUGCUGAUAGGCAGAAGGCUAUCGAGUCUGCCAGAACCCAACUACAAUGAGGACGAUACACAUUUUGACAUUAAGUUAGAUACGGAUGAUUUAAGCCGGAGGAUGAGACAUUUAAGUAAUGUUAUGAAUCAUUUCUGGUCGAGAUGGAGGAAUGAGUACUUGAAGGAGUUGGGAGAAUCUCACCGAGUUGAGAAACGGAAUGAAAAUGAAACCGUCAGUCUUGGGGAUAUUGUAGUAAUCUACGAAGAAUCACGUCCCAGAGGACUUUGGAAAG
Messenger RNA from Paramuricea clavata, 2431 nucleotides. The record is from the annotation of a GenBank genome assembly. Lineage: Eukaryota; Metazoa; Cnidaria; Anthozoa; Malacalcyonacea; Plexauridae.